AUGGCGGAGGAAAGAGCAAAAGAAGGUGGUGGGGACAGCAAGAAUGAGGAGGUUUUUCCCGGUGUGAAUGAUAGCAAGGGGAAGACAAAGGUGGAGUUUCCAUCUUCAUCUUCCACAGAUUAUAUCCUGCUGGAAAUGGUGUGUGUGCUUAAAGAGGUGAAGCCAUUCCUGAAUGUUGCAGAAGCAAUGUGGCUCCUUUUGAUAUGCGAUCUCAACGUGUUUGAGGCUGUGGAACAUGGCAUUGUGAACACCAAUCCAGUCCUGUUCUCCCGCGGCACCUCCAAGCAUUCCCAAUGCGAAAACGACACCCCAAGAGGUAGCAGUAGUAAAGCCAGUGGUGCUGGCAGAAAGGGAUUAUCAGGGCUUCGCCAGAAGGCACAUCGAGCUGAGACGAGGAGCAAAGGUGGUAAGAGGAGAGGGGCGUUUAUAACCAGAAUGAACUGUUCAGUUGAUGUGACUAUGGGCAAGCCACUCAUCUCUCAGCUUAGCUCUUCUGGUGGGAAGAAGAACAAAGGUAGUGGAGUUGUUUCUGUUUCUUCACUGCCUGCUGUGACCUCCAAGGCUGUAGCAGUGGUGAAACAAGAAAGUAAGCCAACUGUGAAAGCCCCGGGCUCUUCUGCUAUUCCGUCUUCUGUCCAUAUAAGUGAGAAAGAUGAAAGGAUAGUGACGUUGAUGGUGCGCAAGCAACUUCUGCAGCAGGAGCUAGAAGGCUGGACUGAUUGGGCCAGUGUGAAGGUCAGGGAGGCUGCUCAGAAGCUCAGCAAGGAGCAGACUGAGCUGAAAAAGUUAAGGCAAGAGAGAGAGGAGACUCACAACUUUGAAGCAUUAAUGGAGGAGAAGGUUAAGCAGAGGCAAUCUGAGUUGGAGGGUGAACUGUCUGGUUUUCAUGCCCAGAUGGGACUGAGUAAUUCUGCUGUCCAAAGGCUCGAGGCAGAACGUGCCAAGCUGAAGAAAGGGAUUGCAGAUUCACUGAUGAAAAGUAUACAGUCUUGUGUAAAUCUGGAGGAAACUGUGGAGAGGGAGCAGGAGUUACUGAAACAGUGUCAAACACUGGAGGGGGAGACUAGCUCUCUGCAGGAAUAUCUUGCAGGUCUGAAGGGUGAAUCAGCUAGCUUGCAGGCCCGAAUAGACAAAGCUAAAAAGCGUGAAGGGGAGUUUGAGAGGGAGAAGAUAAAGAAUCUCCAGAAGCUUGAGUCCAUAAGGAGUAAAAGAGAACAAUGGAAGCGUCAGGUCAAAGCGGAGGAGGAUAAUUUGAGAGCAAAGGCAACAGCCAACAGGCUGCAGUACGAGGAACGCAAGAGCAAGCUGAUUGAAGAAAUCUCUGCUCUAAAACUGGCAGCAGCUUCGGGAGGUGUCAAACGCGAAUGGGAAUUCACUAUAUGCUUGACUAAGGAACCCUCAAUUGCUUUCCUCCCUUGUGCUCAUCAGGUUCUGUGCAAAGACUGCAAUAUGCUUUGA
Molecule: messenger RNA, 1458 nt
Organism: Ipomoea triloba (trilobed morning glory)
Lineage: Eukaryota; Viridiplantae; Streptophyta; Magnoliopsida; Solanales; Convolvulaceae
Product: putative E3 ubiquitin-protein ligase RF298
Exons: 4
Coding region: 1-1458 (485 amino acids)
Source: RefSeq, a predicted model, not a curated record